ACACGCAAACGCACUCGCAGGAGGCGUACAGCGAGGUUUCCGCUUCUCAGUUGGGCUCGGACCGCGACUCACGAAAAAACACGGUGUGUAACGCAAAAAAGGUUGACGCACCAAGGUAAGAAAAAAAGAAAGAAGAAACCAAACGGACCGAGCGAUAAAGAUGUCCGAAUCAAAGUACCGCGAGUGGAUUCUGGACACUAUCGACUCGCUGCGGUCGAGAAAAGCCCGGCCGGACUUGGAGAGGAUUUGCCGAAUGGUCCGGAGACGACACGGGUCCGAGCCCGACCGAACCUCCGCAGAACUGGAGAAACUGAUUCAGGAGCAAACCGUGCUGAAAGUUAACUACAAGGGCUCUAUCUCGUACCGAAACGCCGCCAAGGUUCAACGGAGAAGCAGAAAAAAAGACGAUGUAACGUUAACCGCGGCUGCGAGACGGAGCACGGUGGAAGAAGCCAGUCAUUCCGACUUGAGCAACGGGGACAGCGCUUUCGGUCCUGUAGACCAGGACGAGGAGGAUUUGGAGGUAUGUUGUUGCGAGGAGGCAUGUUUCACGAGCUCACAUCCCAUUGUCUCACUACAUCUCACCAAAAAAAUUAACAGGUGGAGGUUAAACCAGAGGAGGGGUUGUAGUUUGCGUUUCGCUAAAACACGUCUUUUCGUGUGUACACGGGGAGUGGUGAGGGGAGUGAUUCGCAAGUGCACCCAAAACUGCCGCAGACGGGGAGCGGCGGUUGGACCUCGCUCGAGCGCUGUCGAGGUGGAGACGGAGAAAAAAAAAACGGAAGGUGCGCGUGCAGUCGGGAGUGUGGCAUAUUUGAGACAGCGCCGGUUGGAAAGCGCUUUUGGAAGGGGUGGCGCAGUACACGCAAGUACGAGACAAGUAAAAGUUGCACCGUCCUGCCCGUCCGCAACAACCCCAGCCACCAUUAUCAGCGGUGGAAAGCGCUUUUUCAAGCCCCAAACUCGGCGUUCAGCGGAGGGGAGGAGGGGAGGGGGGGACUCCACAAAACCAGCACGAUUCGAGUGAAACCAGACAGGAAGCUUCACGAGUACCCUUUCAAAAUAAAGCGUCACAAUGAGUGCCAACACACCUAGAGAUUUAUUCUGAAAUCUGCAACUGUGAAGACAUUUCUUAAUUUUCUCGUACUUGUAAAUGUGGGAGUGGGUGAAGGGGGAAAAAAGUCUGAAACACCGCGGAUGUUGGAGCCUGAUGGGGGGACCCUGGGACAUUGUUGGUCUGCUGAUCGUUCUUUUCCUUGUGGAGGAACGAGGACCAAAUAGUAAACAUCAGAGUUAUAACAGCACAGGUUAUCGGCAUAACCUGUAUGCCGAUCGGAAAUGUCAAUUCUUCUUCUAGACUUUAAGUAAUGCCCAUACCGAUCACUGCUUAAAAAGUACUCCCAAUAAACCUCAUUUCGUUCACGUCGUGUGAAAUGCCCCUGUUUCUCGACUGACGGACCAUUGCCGACGCAGUGCAUAAAGUCGAACCCCUAGAUCCAUUAUCGGACAUGCAGUCAGGCUCGGUCACGUCUAAUACUUGGUUUCGUCUGUUGUUGUGGCCUCUCCCGUCCCGCAAAGCAAUUACAUCGCUUCUUUGUGUCAGGCAACUGUUUGUUGACAUUGUGUUCAGAGAAGGCGCAUUACUGCUGAGUGAAAAGAAAACGUGUGAGUGCCGACAUCACGGUGAGGCACGAACUAACGCAAACUGUUCGUCCAGUGCCGUGGUAGAUGCUCCAUCCGAUUUGGGUUAAGCUGAGAUCAAAUGCACUUUGUUUUCCGAAAAGCGUGCCUUUCGUUACGGUACCUACUUUGAACGUGCUGUACGUCAGGGCUGUUAUCAAUGUUUUACCCGAACACAAGGGUUAAAAUGCAGACAUUGACGUGUCCGAUAACGGACUCAUAUGCGUUACUCUUUAUGUUCGGUGGUUUCUACUGUACAUCGGUGACCCAGCGCAAAGUCAAAGUAGACUGCUUGAUCGAGGUGACCGCAGCUUUCUCUGCUCGGAGUGCUGCGUUGAUCUACCCGUCGAGUUCGAGCUGGUUGUAUUGUUCGUUCUGCUUUUUUUGCAGUGGCUCGGCCCCGUGAAGCGCUCCGUGGAAGACCACAGACACAAUGGCGAGGUCUUGCCGCGGCUCCUAACUCCAUGCGCACUUUGGAGGAAAUUUGAGUAAAACCAAAAAAAAAAAAACGCCUCCCAUCGGCCCUGUCUGUGCUCCCCCCGUGUGUGAGGAUUAUCAAUCAUCCAGGCCUUCCAAAGACCGGGACGCACCGAGUAUAUCCUCUAUUUUAUGACAGUCGACGUGAAAGCCCCGCUGGAUUGAGACUCGUUGCGGGCCAUUGUGCUUUUGUGACCGUGUCUUUGUAAAACUUAUGUUAAAUGCGGAGCGAUGGGUGAAUGCCGUGCAGGCGUCUCUUCUCAGGAGCGGGGCGGGCUUUAGUGCGCUCUUGUGCUCUCGACUGCUGGGUCUUGGACACGCAGUCGCAAAGAAGGUAAUUCUUUACUAGGGCGCCAUCGACUAAAACACCAGCGAAAGGAAUGCGUGUGUUUGGUAAAACUAGUUACAUGCGCAGAGACGCCACUACAGAUCCAUGUGUUUAAUAGCGAGGAAGCCCCUUUUAAGGUAGACGGGCUCACGGUGAGAAUGCAGAGUAACACUGCAGCGCGAAAAGGGGGACGAAGGCAUUGAAAGGCAAUAAUUUACCACCACAGCGGUCAAAUUGCGACAUCUGUAUGAGUCGUGUAUGUGUGACACGUUCAGGCUGUGAUCAGUUCUCGGUCAUGACAACAAUCCACUGUAACAGGGGGAGGGUUUGAAGUUGAUGUCAAAUAAUGAACUUAAAAUGAAAACGAUUGCUUUCCUUGAGGAAACACUUGAAGUAGGUUAGUUUAGAUCUGCACCUAAUUGGGAUAUUUGUGUGAUAUUGAGAGUGCAGCAAAAGUACAAUUGAUGACUCUGUUCGCAGGCUGACACUUCUAUGGCAAUGGACACAGACAGCAAUGCAGAUGAGGAGGGGGCCGAAGAAAGCCGGGAUGGUCAGGACGGACCCUCUCCUGGCCACACAUUUGAAGAUGCUGCCAUGCACUGCUCCUCUGUGCGAGCCGUCUCUGCCCCCUGCUCCCCCUCUGGCACUCGGCCUGGCCCCGGCCCCGGCUGCAGCCCUGGCUCGGGUCUGGACUGUGUCUCUUUCCAGAAGGUUGGUGAGAGGCCCAGCUCCUUACCCCCCUCCAGCCCCAGGGCCCUUGCACACAAUGACUGGGCCUAUCAUUCUGCUGUCUGCCCAGUGGAGCGCCAGCACCCAGGAAUGCAGAGGGACAAAGGUAUUUAACCAACGAGACAUGGUCCGAUAUAGAGCCCCCAAAUAUAGUUGUAAUUAGAAAAUGUCUGGAUAUUCUUGUAAAAGAUGCAAAGGAGAAACAGAACCUGAGUGGGUAGAGGAAGGGGAAUUGUGGGAAAAGAAAUUUCAACCCUCUCUUGUGCCAGAGAUCUGUUAUUUGUAUACACUUCUAAUCAUGGCUGAUUAAUAAAAACAACACUUUCAUUAGUCUGAAUAGCACCACAGUUUGCCAAGAAAAGGUUCAGUUUGAUCAUAUCAGUAAUAAUAUCAGUGUGCAGUCGUCUAAGGCUGGAAUAUUUAAAGGACAUGCAGAUAUUUUAAUAAAAGGUGUUGCAAAACCAGCAUUUGGAUACCGUGGAUUAUUUGUUUGAUAUCGACCCCAAAAUGUAACAUCAAAUAAAAUCACCUUUUUCUGUGACAAUGUGAAAUGUGGUACAAAACGCCUGUCCUUACAAAUCUUGAUUAAUGAUGUAUAUAAAAUAAAUAUGUUUCUUUUCUCUUGUUACUAAUGUAAUGUAUCUUGUUCUCUCUGUUUACAGCUGUAAAUGCAGUGAUCCAGUCUGGGACCAGCAGCCCCGUUGCUUUAAAGAACAACAUGAAGAAGGAGGAAGGAGGCAAAGUGGAGGACAGUAGCCUUUCAUCCGACCAGUUAGUACCAGACUAUGCAGCAGGACAGGUAAUUGACCACUUUUUUCUAUCAUCAAACUCUGUCCAUCAGACUGCUGCAUCUUUGACCUUGUGCAUCACACCUGACAUAUUCAUUUGUUUUGUUUUACCAGCCGGAGGAGAUGAAGAAUAAUGUAUCUGACGGACGAUCACAGCCCCUGUCUUUGCCCUCUGACAACUGUGAGUAGCAAAGUGCGCCAUGUUUGUUUUUAAAGCUGCAUCUGUUUUGCAAGGAAUUAAUUGAUCAUUAAGCCUCCCUCUCAUUAGGGGAAAUGGUCCCCUCAAAAAAAAGGACACGUGGUAAAGGAGUUAACUAACAACAACACAUGUUUAAAAUACCAUACUAGCUGUUAUUUAGCCAUUUUGCCUGGAGGCUUGAAGAUUUUUUGAAUGCUUUACAAACUUGCCCCGCUGUCUCACAUCCAGCUGGGCCUCCUUUUAACUGCUUAAGCUGUCACUCAAAUCAUGCUACGCUUUUGCAACCCUGCACUGUUAACAGCGCUGCCAGUACAAGAGAAAAUUUAGCACCGGUCAUUUAAAUCAGUCAAAAAUUGAUGCAUUAGGAUGUCUCGUCGGGAUCGAAUCACAGCUUUCCCGUUGAGAAAGUAGCAGCUGCGCGAGGUUUUCCUCGACCUCGGAUUGAAAAAAUUGGACGCUGAUUGCUUGCUGUGUAAAAUGUUGAUAGAAAACAGAUUCUGUUGGUCUCGAAAUAAUCCGAGCUCCUUAUUUGAUUGAAAAUAGUGCAAAGAUAAACAUCAAGUAUUGAGAUUGAGAAUGAAAUUAUGAUACAGGAUCUGAGCCUGUUUAGAUGGACUGAUUUAAAGUGAAAAACUUCAAAAGUGCUCUGAUAAAUCAAACAUUGACGUUCGUUUUGGACUCUAGAGAGACGAGGGACCAAGGCCAUAAUCCAGGAUGAUGGGUCUUUGUAAGACAUCAAAUAAAGAGUCUGCUCUUUUGGAAAGCAUCUCAAGGUCAUGAUUGUUGUGAUUUGGUGCUACAUGAAUAAAAAUUGAUUGAUUGAUUGAUUGAUAAUACAGGGAUGCAAAUGUACCCACGACAUGGCUGGUUUACUUGUAUGGCGCCAUCACUGCUGAAUGAUAUACACAGACUUUGGAGCGAUAUACGCCUCCAUCCAGACAAUCUUUUUCAGGGUAGACCUUGCAUAUUUCAGUAAGACAACGCCAGACCUCAUUCUGCAUAUAUUACAACAGCAUGGCUCUGUAAUAUGAGUCUGGCUGCCAAACUGGCCUCGUUGCAGCCCUGACUUGUCAACCACUGAAAGUAUUUGGCACAUCAUCAAACAAAAAAUACGACUUGAAACGCGCUAAACUGUUGAGCGAGUGAAAUCCUGUAUGGGGCAGCAUUUUGAUUUCAGAACUCCAGAAACUGGUCUCUUCAGUUCCUAAAUGUUAAGAGUGUAGUUGUAAAGCAAAUGUGAUGCAACGCAGUUAUGAGAGGUUAACGGAAAGUGGUUAUUUGUGUCCUUGUUGAUCUAAAUUAAGACCUCUAGGUUUUUACUGCAUGAAAAGAGGCUGAAGGGUCCGUGUAUUAUCCAUCCAUUCAAUUAUUCCAUUCAAUCUAGUAAACAAAAAACAAAAAAACGAGUCAAUAUUUUGUUUAUUUGUUUUUCUAUACAACCAAAAAAAAUAAAAAAUUAGUGUUUGUUUUCAUAUUUUCAGCUCAGAACAGAAUAUAUAUAUAAAAGAGAAGGAAACGGAAAUGAAAUAAUAAAUCUUACGAACAAUUAUUGAUUCUGAGUGCGCCUAUUUUGAGCAUACCUGCAUGGAGGCUACAUUGGCCUUCCUAUGAUCCUCAGUGACAGUUACCAUGGCGAAAGAUGAGACAGAGCGGCUCGAGCGCCAGAAUCUUCCGUUGUAGCAGAGCUCUGGUUGUAAUUUUUUCCACAGUCAUACCUUCCUCCUUCAGCGUGACCUUCUUGUAUAAUACGUAGGAUGUGUCCAUCUCCAUGACAACAGGUUAGCCUUUCUCUACCGCUCUGGCCUGGAGUUUAUGGUCCAAGUUGUUGGCGACUUUGUUGCGCAUGUGCGAAAAAGUAGAAAGGCACCGCGGGAAAUGGGGACAUCAAUUACCAAAAACGAAAAGUAGAUUUAUUAUUUUGUUUUCGUUUCCAUCUCUAUUAUAUAUUCUGUUUUUAACUGAAAAUACGAAAAUAAACACUAAUAUUUUAUUUUUUGUUAUAUAGAAAAAUAAAUAAACAAAAUAUUGACUCGUUUUUUUGUUUUUCAUUUACUAGAUUGAAUGAUCUCUAGUCAAUUGUUUUCUGAUCCCUUCACAAGUACCCCGUCGUGCGAUCAUAUACUCAUGCUGGGUCUGGAUACAGUUUUUCUCAAAGAAGCGGUUCACGUCUACAAAGUGGAGCUUCAUCCAUGUCAUGUGUCACAUGUAUGAAGACAGUCUCGGCAGCGCCCUGGUGAUGUGUAGUGAAGAGUGCUGUAUCAACACUCAUCCACCGAGUCGACACUGUGCUGAACCGUGAACAAACUAAUAGAAAAAAUACUGUACCGUGACAGCCAGGGCCUCGGGGUCGCACAGCCUACUACUAGUGAGGAAAAGACAUCACCCCAGUUUCAUCACACAUCUGCUGCCUCUGUUCAUCACACUACUGAAAGGAAGGGAUGCGAUUUAUAGGUGCAGAGAGAAGUCUUUUUAGUAAAACUGUAAUUUUAUUUUGCACACUUUUACUGGAUUUAAAGGUUACAAUAAUAGUUCUUAUCUGAAACUCUAGUUCUGUUACUGUAUAUGACUCAUAUGAGGACAAAAAGUAGAAAUCCUAUCGCUGUUUGUCACACAUUUCUCUGACUAGGACUAAGAGGUUGGAUAGGAUCUGUUUGGGGAUUUAACAAGCAUGGAUGAUUUUGCACUCCGCUGAAAUGUAGAUGAUUUUCGGCACUGCUGUUUUCUCUUUCUCUCAGAAAAUGUAGAAAACCAAAGUGCUCUCCUUCAUUUAGUCAGAGAUGGAAAAAUUCAGCAAGGGGUUGAAAUUAUCAUCAGAGACAAAUUGUGUUUCUCCUGUAGAUUUUUUGGGAUUAAUACAAACCCAUUGUGGUCACAGCUGCAGAACAUAAGUAAUUUUGCCUCAUUUCUCUUCUUUCCCAGGUACACUUAAGAAUAAAGUUGACAUACCCUCCUUCACAGCAGCCUCAGACAAUCUUCUAAACGGCGGUAAAGAUGAUGAAGUGUGAGUAUUCUGUUAUUAAACAAGUCAUUUCAUUUUCCUACUGAGAUGCAUUUUAGCAGAGCACUAAAACAACGCCCCCUCCCCUCCGACAGAGCUUUAAUACGUCUCUCUUGAAUUUAAUGUUUCAGUGAUUGCCUUCCACAAUUUAUUCACCUCUCUUCAGCACAAAACUGUUUAUUUAAAACGAUAACUGAGGUCACAGAAGGUCUAAAAUAAAAAAGAAUAAAGUGAGACAUGAAGGGAAGUCGUUCAGUGGUCGUGUCUCUGACUUGUUGUCGUCUUGUCGUCCUGCAGCUCAGUGAAGAAGGAGAAGGUUGGACAGAACUUGUUGCAGUGGACCGUGGCAGAUGUGGCCAGUUACUUCUCGGCUGCAGGCUUUCCAGAGCAGGCUGUGGCUUUUCGAACACAGGUCAGUGCACCACCUUAAAGCUACCACAGAGGGCGCCACCUGCAUACUGAAACCCAUACCUUUCCUGUUACAUGUUAGUGGGUAGUGAAAUUUAGUGGUCCUCAGUUAAAUAAACCUUAAUAUGAGAAAUGCCUGAUCAAAACUGUAUCAGAGUAGAUUCACUGACAGAUAUUAAACAUCUAGAAGCUGAUGGUCAUUUCUAAGAUGAAAUUUUCCUUUCCGUUGCAGGAAAUUGAUGGGAAGUCCCUCCUCUUAAUGCAGCGCAGCGACGUCUUGACUGGUCUCUCCAUCCGACUCGGCCCUGCCCUCAAAAUCUACGAGCGCCACGUAAAGGUGCUGCAGAGGACCCACUUCCUGGAAUGUGAGGACCUCUGAAGCGGCGAUUUGCAAUACAGACAAUACUGCAAUGACCUGAACGUGCAUGCAGUGCCCUCUCCCAUCCGGAUCCUGCACCCACCUUCAUAUAUAGACUAUGUAGAGGGUGAGUGGAGGGGGCGAUGGCUGCGGUGGAAUAAACGUUCACUGUGAGAAUGACCACAAACUUAAAGAUACUCAUCCUACCUCUCAUUACGGUCUUUGGUUUUUUUUCAAAUGGUUCUCAUUUCACCCUGUUCGGACGCUCCAUCGCAUCGUCAAAUGACAGAGACAGCGCCGUUCGUACGUGUGUUUUUAAAAUGGAGGACCAAUGACCUUUCUGCAAGUGCAAGCAAUCAGCGAGGAAGCUAUUGAAAGGGGGGCGGGGGCUGAGCCUUGCACAAACUGGACCACACUCACGGAGAUACGAUGAGAGCAAAGUGUGGAAAACUUUGGGUCCAGAUGAGAAACUGUUGGUUCUGUGUGGCUCUAUAAUUCCUCCUUGUAUACUUGUUUUGUCUAUUACGGUACCGUCUUUGUCCGGGGGGAGCUGUUGUGUGUCGUACACAUAAACACAGAGCACUUCUGAUGUCUCUAUCCUUUUUUUUACACUUAAGGAAUUGAAUUAUAUCCUGUUGAAACGCUGGUGGAGUCAGAGUGUCUACACAGCUGCAUCGAAAAGUCAUCAAGAGUCUAAUCUGAUUUAUCGUGUCACCCAUAUCUGCUGAUGUUGGAUUACGCCUUCAGUAUCUUCGAUAUAUAAGUGAUACAAUAUAAUACUUCCUGCUGGCAAGGCAAUAUAUUGCAUUUAUUCCCUUUUUCUAUCUUGUAUUGUUUUGAUUGUGGGAACAACUGCAGAGAUGACCGAGAAACCUGCAGGCUGAUAGAAUCUACUUUCAUACCUUCAUGAGCAAAAUAGGAUAAUAAGCUGUUCUUCUGAAUAUAUCCAACCAGAUUAAAUGCAGCUGCUCAGUGCCUAUAUACAGAGCAGAUACGUUGAUCAAAUGCAAUAGUCGAUGUUAUCAUCCAUGUAUUAUUUGUUCAGUGUUUAUUUGUGUUUCAGUGUCACUUGGCCUCAUGAAUUAGAACAUUCCAUCUUCGGUGUAUCUCCUCUCAUUUUUAUCUUAAAACGCUGAGAUUUCUUCCAGGGUCACAAAUAAAGCUUGUUUCUCUCUGUUCA
This is a messenger RNA of Xyrichtys novacula (pearly razorfish), 9145 nucleotides long. NCBI's taxonomy places the organism in Eukaryota, Metazoa, Chordata, Actinopteri, Labriformes, Labridae. The record is from the annotation of a GenBank genome assembly.